This is a messenger RNA of Cylindrotheca closterium, 1179 nucleotides long. The record is from the annotation of a GenBank genome assembly. Lineage: Eukaryota; Bacillariophyta; Bacillariophyceae; Bacillariales; Bacillariaceae.
AUGCCCGUUGUAUUGCCAGACAAUGUCGAAGAUCUCAUGAGAGAAAAGUAUCUCUAUAAAGCCAUCGAGAAGCUUGACCUCCCACGAGAAUCAGUCAACUUCAAGCAGGUGUGCGAUGAGAACGAUACAGUUUUUGGAAAGGCGGGGUCUGAAGAGAGGACUAAGCUUCAAGAGCGUUGGUACAACAUUAAGCGAUGUAAUAUCAGGAGCUAUGCAGCUUAUCUACAAACACUUGGACUAGCCCGAAGCAGAACAACAGAACAGCUGCUUUCCGAUUUCAGAACACCAUCUCCUGCUUCUACUGUCAUUGACAAUGAGAAAGGCUCCACCAGAUCAGAAAAGGAUUCCUCGAUUUUGGAGGCUUUAGGAAAUCUCUCGAUUUCUACAAGCAACAAAGAUGAGCCCUGCAAAGCUCCACCCCAAACCAUUUUCAGAACAACAGUUACUAAUGAUUCAUCUUUCUUUCCGCCGCCUGCACAGAAGAUGAUGCAAUCACCAGUUCCUGACAAGAAGCACCAGUCAUUCUCCUCCCCAACACCAUCUGUGGACAGCUCUUCCUUGUCUUCUGCUUGGACAGAAGCAAACCAUGAAGGGUCCAAGCACAACCCUGUGGUGGUGAAUUUGGACUUGAAUCAUGCUGAAAAGAACUUCCCAUUUGUCAUCGAAAGUCCUGGCAGGAAGGAGGACCCUUCCGGGCGUUACGAGCACAUGACAAUUCAGGUCCAGAGAGAAAUUCUCCCACCCGACAUUGACAAGUACAUGAUGUGGCUGGAAGAAAACAGUUUGGAAGGCACCCAAUCCUUGCUGGUCCAAGAACCAUCGCUUCCUUCAACUUUCCACCAGGUUGACAAAACAUACAAAGAUGAUUCCAAUUCAGAUCAAGCCAAAUAUGCAAAUCAGACAAAGAAGAGAAUUGAUUCUGAUCCUUCGCGUCAAUUCCGUUACUACCGCAUUGCCCUACCUGCUCAUCAAAUCAAGCUUGACAACAGCAUCUUCUCAAAUGGAUGUCAUGGACGUGUUGAGAUGGGUGCAAGAGUUGUUACCUACAAAGUCAACAAUUUCGACAUCAAGACCAUGGUUGUCGAAUGGACAAUUGCAUUGGCAGGGCAGGGAAUUGAAAAAUUGGCAACACCCAAAAACCCUAUUAGUGCUUUGGCAGGUACCUGGGCUUCCAUGUAG